Molecule: messenger RNA, 345 nt
Organism: Colletotrichum orchidophilum
Lineage: Eukaryota; Fungi; Ascomycota; Sordariomycetes; Glomerellales; Glomerellaceae
Exons: 2
Coding region: 1-345 (114 amino acids)
Molecular function (GO): chitin binding
Source: RefSeq, a predicted model, not a curated record
AUGGCAUUUGUGGCCCGUCGCGCCCGGGGGUUACCUGCAUCGGAACAAACGGGCAAUGCUGCAAUUCGGAAACUUGGAGGUGCGGAAAGAGAGAACUGCGCUCCUGGAACCUGCUGGGAGGGCGUUUGCUGGGGUCACAAAGUAUAUACGACCGAUGGCACAUGCGGAUACGCAAAUGGGAAUCGCAAGUGUGCUGGAAAGCAGGGAACUUGCUGCAGCAUCUACGGUCGCUGUGGAAGAUACGCAGACUUUUGCGGUGCAGGGAUCUGCCAGUCAGGAGAGUGCGAAAGCCUACAACCCCAUCUGGAUGUCUUCCUUUUGAACAGACAGAUGUGUCGUCCCUGA